Schistocerca piceifrons (Central American locust) is the source of this 1826-nucleotide messenger RNA. Its product is annotated as cytochrome P450 6k1-like. The transcript is spliced from 7 exons. The record is from RefSeq and is a predicted model, not a curated record. The coding region runs from base 4 to 1566 and encodes 520 amino acids. Gene Ontology annotation, molecular function: iron ion binding; heme binding; oxidoreductase activity, acting on paired donors, with incorporation or reduction of molecular oxygen. Lineage: Eukaryota; Metazoa; Arthropoda; Insecta; Orthoptera; Acrididae.
AAGAUGGCGCUGCUCCUGGACUCUUGGAUCGCCGAGUUGGUGGUCGUCUUGUCGGCGGCCGUGCUCUCCCUCUACCUGUGGUUCUCCAGUAGCUACAGAUACUGGAAGAACAAGGGGGUGCCGUACGCGGAACCUACAGUUCCGUUUGGAAACUUCCGGGGAAGCAUCCUAGGCCAAGAAUCUCUCGGCGAGACAUUGCAGAAAAUGUACAAUCAGCUGCCAAGAGAGAGGUAUGUCGGGUUUUACGGAUUCCGUCGACCACUGCUGCUUAUCCGUGACCCUGAACUCAUUCGUCACGUCCUUGUUAAGGAUUUCGGGACGUUCCACGACAGGGGACUGUUCAUCGACGACGAAGAACCUCUCAACCAACAUCUCUUUGCGUUGGGAGGAAAGAAGUGGCGCCAGCUGAGAAUCAAGUUGAGCCCUACGUUCACAUCUGGAAAACUAAAGGUGAUGUUCAAGACUAUCCAGGACAACGGGCGCGAGAUGGCAGACGUGGUGGGGGAAAUGGUGGACCGCGGGCAGUCGGUGGAGGUGCGCGAGCUGAUUGCGCGGUUCACCACUGACGUCAUCUCCUCCGUCGCCUUCGGCCAGGAGUGCAACUGCCAGCGGAACCCGGAUCACGAGUUCCGCCAAUGGGGGCGCAAGGUCUUCGAGCCCUCUUUGCGUGCAGGCAUCGUGUCCAUUCUGAACUUCAUCAGUCCAACGGUGAUGAACUAUGCACGGGUAAAAGGAGGAUUUACGGCUGUCAGCAAAUAUUUCCGAAAAAUGGUUGCAGACACCGUUGCUUACAGAGAGAAGAAUAACUACAGAAGGAAAGACUUCAUGGAUCUCCUUAUUCAGCUAAAAAACAAAGGAUAUGUCGACCCCGACAAAGGAGAGACAGUGGAGAACGGGCAUCAGAAAGGCAUCGGCACUCCUGAGAAACUGUCGAUGGAUGACUUGGCAGCGCAGGCCUUCGUCUUCUUCGUUGCAGGCUUCGAGACGUCCUCAACGGCGACGAGCUUCACUUUGCAUGAACUGGCGCUCAACCCUGACGUGCAGAGCAAGCUGCAAGACGAAAUCGACUCCGUGCUGAAAGAAAACGACAGCGAAAUAUCCUACGACGCCAUCGGCAAAAUGACUUACCUCGACAAGGUUGUAGCCGAGUCUCUCAGGAAAUAUCCACCCGUACCAUUGCUGAACAGAGAGUGCAACCAAGACUACAAGAUUCCAGACAGUGACGUCAUUCUGGAGAAAGGAACACCUGUAGCUCUGUCUGUGCUGGGCCUCCAUUAUGACCCCGCAUAUUUUCCAGACCCCGACCGAUUCGACCCUGAGAGGUUCUCCGAAGAGGCCAAAGCUAAGCGACACCCCUAUGUCUACCUGCCUUUCGGGGAGGGACCACGCAUUUGCAUAGGUAUGAGGAUGGGUCUUUUGCAAACCAAAGUGGGUCUCGUGAACAUCCUGUCAAAGUACAGCGUGCGACCCACAGAGAAGACAGUAACUAACCUGGAUUACCAUCCUAGGUCCUUUAUCCUUAUGACUAAGAGUGGAAUCCAUCUUAAGUUUGUAAAGCGUUCCUAGGAGGACAGCACUGAAGAACAAUCGUCACGUCCAACAUCAUGAGUUUUCGUGUCUGAAGUUGUAAUUAGUGGUUUUGCGUUUUGUACGUUAUCAAGCAUUAUGACUCGCAGAAAAUGCUUACAUAGUGGCUUUACUAUUUGAACGACAACUGUACAUCCUUGUGUGACCCUGAAAUCUUCAUUAUUGUACCUGUACCAGCAUGUAUUAUGUUUAUGUACGUAAUGUAAAUAAAUAAACAAGUCUACCAGGUGCAGAUAUCA